GAAGAUCAACAUUGUUCCUCUGAUGACGAGGCGGACAAGACAUCCUCCUUGCCGUUGUUUGGUCUCUUCGACGGACGUCGUAAGCGAUUAGCAUUAGGCACAACUCUAGAGAGGAUGGCACCGGACCAUCUGAUGCGAGAUUGGAAUCGGACAGAAAUACGACUAGGUCCUCCAGAAGAAGAUGCGAAGACGUUCUUAACAAGUUCGACGAGAAGCAAAGCUAGCACUGCCAUGUUUGGGCCACGCGGACCACACUUUGCUCUAGAGAAGUGCGAACCUGUCCUAUCCCACACAGGGUACUACAUGCGGAAACGGAACGUAAUCCUACGCGCUCAACACUCGACUUCAUCGCUUCCUGCAUCGGAUCCGCGUCUGCCUCUGCCUUACGUUUCGACUCGUGGACUGUCCUUUCCCGAGAAAAUAUACGACCAGCUGCAUCCUUUUAUGUUGGCAGGCGACUUGCACUUGCAGUUUCUUUCAUCAAGUUAGAGGUCGUACGACUACGAGGAGAGUGAGAAUCAAAGUAGAUGAGGACUUCAGCAUCUUACUCUGAGUGAGCGGGUAAGAAGUUGAAGUACAACUUAUGUCGUGGGUGUUGAGGAGUAUUCUUCUGCAAGGUUUUUUCAUCGUACAACUCAGUCUACUUGUGGUAGUCUACGUACUCAGGCUGGUGUUACUAGAGGUUCUUGUAAUUCUAUUCUCAGUUCUAAUAUCUUUGGUUUCUACGAUAACGAGAAUAUCUUCACGUUUCGCGUGUACGCGCGUGGGGUGCCCCUACUGAUUGUGCCGAUUGCCGCGACCCUUUCUCGCAGUUUUAGUGUAUCUUACUUGCGCUUGAGCGGAGUCUCGGACGACGAGCACCCUCCACUCCGCGUGCCGGAAAGGAGCGAAGAAGAACAGCUGAAUCUUCUCGACGACCUCGUGCUCCAGCGACGAAUUUCACCUCAAGUGCGCCAGCGAUUGCGAAAGCAAACGAAACUUGUCGAUAGAAGGAUGGAGACGAAAAGCAGCGGUUUUAGCGCAGCACGAAAACAAGAUGAAGAUGAGGAGCAAGAGAGCAAAAAUCACGUCACAAACAGCUCCACGUCUUGUCGUUGUAGUGACAUAAUUGCGGAUAAUAUGCUUCUAGCACUGGAAAAAGCGCGUGUCGAACGGCAGUUUUGGGACCCGAGGCCAUCGCAACAUCGCGUGAGCAAAACUGGACGCACUACGUCCGCAUGACGGGAAAGUUGAUGUAGUAAGUUCUUGUACAACUUCUAGAAGAGCGUUCUUUAUUUGAUGCAAGUGUUAAAUCAAUUGAUUCCUUACACUCUUUGGCUUUAAAGUUAUUUGAUGCAAAAACUUGCACGGACGUCUAGC
Messenger RNA from Amoebophrya sp. A25, 1359 nucleotides. The record is from the annotation of a GenBank genome assembly. Lineage: Eukaryota; Dinophyceae; Syndiniales; Amoebophryaceae.